Boleophthalmus pectinirostris (great blue-spotted mudskipper) is the source of this 3457-nucleotide messenger RNA. RefSeq names its product tumor necrosis factor receptor superfamily, member 1a (gene tnfrsf1a). The record is from RefSeq and is a predicted model, not a curated record. Gene Ontology annotation, cellular component: membrane raft; mitochondrion; signaling receptor complex. The coding region runs from base 477 to 1619 and encodes 380 amino acids. Lineage: Eukaryota; Metazoa; Chordata; Actinopteri; Gobiiformes; Gobiidae. The transcript has 10 exons. Gene Ontology annotation, biological process: signal transduction; inflammatory response. Gene Ontology annotation, molecular function: tumor necrosis factor receptor activity; tumor necrosis factor binding.
UCUUCCGCAAGACACAGAAAAGCAGUUUUUCAAUAAUGUGAUCUUAAAACACGGGGCCAAUAUGCACAUUAUUAGGUGCACUAAACACUAACCAGGCGCCAUACUGAGGACUUUCGGCUCUUGUAGCUCGGGUCAUUGUUUUUGGUUUGCGCGCGUAUGGCAUAAGUGCAGUUGUAUCUCCUGCCCGGGCAUUCCUUGCCAUAGAGCAUGAGUUGUUUUCCCUCCACAAGUAUCUUCUUGCCAGACUUCAUAAUUCCUUGAAACAGCGACGUGACGCAGCUAUUUCCCGUCUAGGCCCGCCCCGCGUUUGUCUGUAGCAAGGGGCAAAGCGCUGCUUCUCUGCUUUAACCAAGUAGCUCAAUUUUUCAUUUCCCCUGAAGUGGAGUUAUCUGUGAAAAUGGGGAGCAGGUGAAGGAACCCACCUGUCCGCGUGCCGUGCUCAGACUCAGGUUGCUCCUGAUGGAUUGAAGUGGACCAUGGAAGUGCCGGGGAAGAACCGACAUUUAAUUAUAUCCAUUCUGCUUCUCUUGGUCCUGUCCAUCCCUGCUGCUGUGAGCCAGUGCCAGAAGGAACUAGAGUUUAAAACAGAUGACAAUCUUUGCUGUGAAAAAUGUCGUGCAGGUUAUAAGCUUGUGGACCCCUGCCAUGGGCCAAAUGAGAGGACCACCUGUGCAGUCUGCCCCAGUGGACAGUUCAUGGACAAACCAAACUACUCUCGUAACUGUCGCUCCUGCAGAAUCUGCAAAUCACAGUUCUUUGAAAUUGAAGUGUCAAAGUGUCAGAAGAACAAGGACACAGUGUGCCGCUGCAUGGAUGGAUACUACAAAUCCAACAUAGACACCUACAAAUACCAGUGCCUCGAGUGCCCAACCUGUAAAGAAAACGAACAAGAAACCAAGAAAUGUACCCCCGACUCAAAAACUGAGUGUAAAUGUAAAGACGGCUACUAUAGAGAGAAGAACAAGUGUCUGCCCUGCACUGGUUGUACCAAAGACUGCUUAGACCACUGCCCAAAAGAAGAGCUGUCCAGAGUUAUACCAGUGUCACAUUCCUCUCUCAUAAACGUGAUCGCUGGAGUGAGUGUGGCCGUCAUAGUCACAUUGGUGCUGGUGGUUACUGUUACACACUUUGCUACAAAACGUCAAACUACGAGACAGCUGCUGUCCUCCUCUCAGUUCAGAGAGACUCCACAAACAUUCGAGGAGCUUACAGUCCAUUGUGACGAGCCUUUAACCCAGUGUCUUCAGUCUCAGGAGGUGCCCCUCAGUGUGAUGAGCCUGGAGCAGUCUAACCUGCCCGACUGUGUCCCCCUGGAAGUAAAGAUGGCAGAGCUGAUCUACUCCGUGUUGGAUCUCGUGCCCGUGCUGCAGAUCAAACAGUUGGUGCGUUCUUUGGGGGUCAGCGACAUUGUGAUCGAGCGCGCCGAGCUGGACCACCGCUCGACAAAGGAGGCCCACUACCAGAUGCUCAGGGCCUGGGCGGAGCAGCGCAGCGUCACCUGUCCGGGGGGUGGACAGGUGCUGCACCUGCCACGAAUGCAAGAGCUGCUGGACAAACUGAGACUGAUGCACCUGGAGCAGACGGCGCAGGAGCUCGAGACAAAGUUUAACCUUCCGUGAAUUUUUCGACGCACUUCAACAUGGAGCAACGUGACCAAAAAAACCUGCAUUAUGCUUUUUAAAGGUGCACUAUGUCGCCACGGAGAUGAUAUUGCAUUGCUUAGAAUGUUUCACAGUAUGGCAUUAUCUAUUUCUAUGGACUCAGAGGAAAGCAGGUGAUGCCAUCAGACUGAGUUGUAGCUCAGAUCUGUGGAGAAUGUUUUUGUAUAUAUUUUUGAGCUGUAUAAACACCUAAAUAAAUGCAAUAUAUGUAAAUAUAAUGCCAUAUUGUGGAACAAUUCAGGCAAAGCACAGCAAUAACAAGGCGGACCUUUGACCAAAAAGGUUACUAGUGCAGCUUUAAAUACUUUUGUGCACCUUACCCUUUGUAUUUUUUAAAUAUUUUUUGUAUAUGAGAAUGUAAAAGUCUAUAGAGAAGUAAUACUGCCAUAACCACAGUACAUGUCAGACAAUUACUGCGCCCUCUGCUGGCUGACAACGACAUGGGCUUUAAAGCAGCUUUAAAGAGGCACACAUAAAUGAUCAGAACAUGUAAGGAAUGGACUUUAAAAACAUGGAGGAGCACUUCUUGGCAGGGAUUGCUCAAACAUGCAUGCAUUAAUGAGACAAAAUACAACUCCAGUUCCAAGUUUUUUUUUUGUUUUUUUUGUGAGAAUAUUAUUUUAACAUGACUGAAAGCAAAGACAGGUCAGGAUAAUAUUCAACAAAUAAGCCAAGUACUGUUUAAAAAGCUGUUUUAUUGUACACAACCAACAUUCUCAUGCAGUAAUCCUAGGAGUUAAAUAGGACAAGAUGAGGACACGUUGCACUGUUUUGCUGUUUUCCUUAGAUGCAAAGAACUGUUACUGUUGAAAAUAGAUUAUAUAUUUUGUAAGUUAGGUGCGGGAUUGGUAUUGGAGUGGGUUCACUUGGUCCGGGUUUAGUCCUGGUCUGGUCUUGGUUUAAUUUCAGGUUUUGUUCCAGUUUCAGUGUGGUGCGUGUGACUGUGGCCUUAACGUAAUUUGUGCACAAGUGAACCAAGAUGUGAAACUAACUGCAUCAUGGGUUUUGACUUCCUGUUUAUAGGUGCCAUUCUGAACACUUUUCACCUUUCAGAAGAUGCAAUAUUUAGUUUUGAAUCGUUUAUUGCCAUGCCAACGGUGCUAAUUUUUCUGAAACCAAGGAUAUAUUAACAAAGCAUAUUAUUAUCCAGAAACAAUUCAAUAUUUUGGAUGGACUGAUUGCUUCUCUGUAUAAUCCAGCUGUGUGCUCAAACUCGGACACUGUUCCUCACUCGUUCCUCCUAUCGCUCGGCCUCUUUCUUUCACGAUGAGUGCGUGAUUGACAGGUGGAUUUAACCAAUCACAGUGAAGUGAAGCAAGGACACUACUUCAGCGACCUCUUAUAGUCAAUAUAAACUCAGGAUUUCAACAUUAUGCUUUUAAAGGAUUAUAUAUUUUGAAACUCUCCUGUGCAAUUGUGAUGUAUUUUUACUGACUGCUGUAAAAUAACUGGGUUUUGUAGUCCUCUUUGACAUUUAAAAUCCCUCUCUUUAGGAUUUCCAGAGUCUAAUUUGCAUUCCUUUAAGCCCCAUCAUCUCAGCAUUACACAUAUGACAGACAAAAACAGCAGGACACACCUAUUUUCGUCUCUGCCAGGAACUUAAGACCAGUCUCGGCAUGUUAGUGAAUCACACACAGUCAAGCACAAACCAUUUUUAUCGCUUUUAUAAUUGCUCAGUGUUAAUAAGUGUUGUAUUGUAAUCCUACUGUAACAGAGACAUGUAUUCCACCAGCAAAGAUCAAUUUUAUAUUUGGUGAUUUUUUAAAAAAAAUAAAUAUAUUGUUAUUAUUACAUAA